UACGGAAUUAAUCAUUUAUUAUUUCUAUUGUAAAAGACAUGCUAAAUGCGUGAGAAAAGUUGUUAAAAGUCACGAAUAUGAAACCAGUACCUAACUAUGCCAAAAGCCACUAGCAAUUUUAGCUAUAAGUGAGAUAGUUGUUGGGUCACGAAUAUGGGGAAACAAGGCUCUAGUGGAGUGUGUUAUCAAUCAUUUAUAAUUUUAACUAAAAAGCAUGACUCCGAUUAUUCAACAACACGCAAUGCGCAUUCUUGCUUGCGGUUACAAGAGUUCUUUGUUCCGUUCCUACGCAACCCUAUGGUCACCAGAGGCAAGUCUGACUCCGCAGGUUCGGAUCAAAGCGCCUUUACAUCCUUCGCAACCCUUGCUCCAUCACUGGGAGAAACAGUUGCUCAUCAAGAAUCUCCCAAAUUCUAGUCGAUUUUCUCAAGAACUCGAGGCAUUAAAAAGGAUGGUUGAAAAAAAGGUUUGUACUCUUCUUGCGAAAGAUUAUGCAGCUCGUCUUCAUCUGAUUGAGUCAGUACUGUCGGGUUUGGAAGAAGCAGAAAAUUUCUUCAAAAGCAUCCCUGCGAACAUGAGGGAUCAGUACUCUAUUUACGCCACGCUCUUGACCUUGUACACGAAAUCUGAGAAAACACUUGAUAAAUCCGAGUCUACUUUCAAGAAGAUGAGAGAACUCGGGCUACUCUCGAAUCCUUCACCGUUCAACUCGAUGAUGUCACUUUACAGCCAUCUAGGAAAACCAAACAUGGUCGAUAAGCUAUUGUAUGAGAUGGUGGAAGGCAGCAAAGUGAAACCCAACAAUGUCACUGCAAACCAUGUUUUGAAGGCAUAUGCGGCGGUACCCGAUGUAAAGGCGAUGCAUAUGUUCAUGAGAAUGUGUGUUGGUGAAGAAGGACUCAAAGUGGAUAGAGACACGAUCGUUGAAAUGGCAAAGGCAUACGUUAGAGUCUAUCCGGAGAUGUAUGGUGGGAAUGCAAGAGAGAUGCUGCGCACUCUUUUGGAUGAGUGUAAGAAGAGUGAAGGAGGAUAUGAUCAGACCGUUAGCUCUUUCUCGAAACUUGACGAUGUCGAAGGAGAAGUAGGGCUGGGCAUUCGGGUAUUACCCAUUCGGGUUCGGGUA
Camelina sativa (false flax) is the source of this 1123-nucleotide messenger RNA. Its product is annotated as putative pentatricopeptide repeat-containing protein At1g43010. Gene Ontology annotation, cellular component: mitochondrion. The record is from RefSeq and is a predicted model, not a curated record. NCBI's taxonomy places the organism in Eukaryota, Viridiplantae, Streptophyta, Magnoliopsida, Brassicales, Brassicaceae. Gene Ontology annotation, molecular function: protein binding.